AUGAAUACUGUUCAAUUGCUGGAUUUACCUGAUGAAUUAAUAUUAGCUAUUAUGAAGAAGGUUAAUCCUCAAGUCUUAUUGCUUUGUUCUAUGAUCGAUAUUGGUAAUAAUCGUUUGGAACAACUUGCAUUCGAUAGAUGUCAUUCAAUCGAUUUAACUUUUGAUUACCUUCGUGCGCCACAUGAAUUAUUUAUGAAACGAUUUUAUUCUCAUGUUAUGCCUCGUAUCAGCCAUGAUGUUCAAUCACUAACAAUCAAUCUUCAUCAUAUUGCGUCUAUUAAAACUUUUCUUGAAAAUAAUUUCAAUGAAAUUCUUCCAAAUCUGACACAUUUGAAAAUUAUGCUGGGUGCUAAACAUUCUAAAACAGGCAUACCUUAUACAAUAAGUAAAUAA
This is a messenger RNA of Rotaria sp. Silwood1, 393 nucleotides long. The record is from the annotation of a GenBank genome assembly. NCBI's taxonomy places the organism in Eukaryota, Metazoa, Rotifera, Eurotatoria, Philodinida, Philodinidae.